Molecule: messenger RNA, 1941 nt
Organism: Trichophyton benhamiae CBS 112371
Lineage: Eukaryota; Fungi; Ascomycota; Eurotiomycetes; Onygenales; Arthrodermataceae
Exons: 2
Coding region: 1-1941 (646 amino acids)
Source: RefSeq, a predicted model, not a curated record
AUGUCUCGGUGCCACUACUACGUAGUGGACGACGACGAGGACGAUGACGUCCAGAUUGUCGGGGUCAACUCGUUGAACCCCGAGGCUGCUCCCGGGCCUCAGCUGGGCGAGUAUCGUCUCGAUGCUCCAAGAUCGUUUUACCAGGGCACCAGCUACCUCAGCCAGCCCUUCUACACGGGCUUGGCCGCCCACGAGAUGCUGGCAACGUCGGCUGCUGGCCUUGGAGGGGUGGCUCCUCUGAUUCCCUUCCCGGCCGCCUCCUACCAGUCUUUCUCCGGGCAGCUUUCAGCUGCAGAGUCCGUCUCUGCUGGCCAAUUCUUCCCCCCUGCCGCCCAGACUGGCCACAUUGUUGACUUGGGCUCUGUUGCUGCCUCUGAGGCUGCCCCUAUCUCCGAAUCUCCUGCCGCCUCCGCCUCCGCCUCCGGAUCAUCCUCGUCCUUGUCCUCUUCAUCAACUUCUUCCUAUGGACAGGCUACUCGCUCCGAUUACGAGCUUGACCCUACCUCAAGUCAGACCCAGACAGCACCUGCUCCAGUCCUCGCAACUAUCCAUGAACAGUCUCCUACCGGCGAUACAGUCGGUCGAUCUGCUUGGUCUGGCAUAGCAUAUGGCAAUAUUCUCAAAAUUCUGAUCGGCCCUAGAAACUGCGACACCACAACCAAUCCUGAUCAGUUCCCUCCAUCUUUCUUCAGUGAUCUUGCAAGCACAAUUGUUUCGAGCUUUCCUUACGAGGACUUUGCUUAUAAGCACCGCUGCACUGUCGACGAAGUCAACCAUGCUCUUGUUGCACAGGUUGUAGCUCCUUUAAUUCAAUGUCACUCAGUCGACAAAAAGCAGAUGGCAGAUACUGCCAAUGAUAUCUACAACCGUUGGGUCCCUAGUGAUUAUCAGUACCACGAUCAGCAUGCCAGCCCAAGCUCUCAGGCUAUCGUUACCACACCCAAUCUCUCUGAGCCUCAUGAGACAUCAGCUAGUGAAAAGUGUCCUUCUCCUCAGCUCACCCGUGAGGAAACUUUAGAAUAUGCUCGUGUUCUCCUCGAGGGCAUUGCCGACUAUGCUUUUGGCACUAAUAAUGAUACCCAAGCUCAAAAUAACGCUGUCCCCCAGGCCCAGACUGUUGGUACUCCCAAACCUGUCCCAACCUCCAAUAUUCAGGCCCCCUCCGAAGUUGAACCUGUUAAUAAGAACGAGCAUAUCUUCACCACUCCAUCUCCCCCUCGUUCUCAAACUAAGGAUACCAAUUCAUCGCGCCGGCCCAUGAAGCAUGCAAAGUCUCCUUCUUGCCUUACGCGUGUGUCAUCUUCCACCUCCUCUUCUACUCAUUCAGCCCCUAUAAAACCCAAGCGUCGAUACGAGGACAUUGCCGACCCUGAGUCUCCAUCUCCUCAGAACCAACUAUCUCGCAAUGAACGUGAAGACACUCCUCGCCCGACUAAAAAGGCUAAGCCUGACUUCAACUGCCCCCCACCAUCUCCUAAAGCCUGCGAGAAACAGAGUCAUCCCUCACUUCCAAAGCUGCAAAACAGCGAGAAAGCCAAGAAGAUGGAUGUUUGCCCAGCAAAGCCUCACACCUAUGUUCCUCUUACUGAUGAAACUCGCAUUAAACGCCAACGAGUUACCGUCGACCCAUUCGGCAAAUUCAAAAAGGUCUCUCCUUACCUAGAGCCUAAUAGGAACUACACCAACAUUCUACUCGAACGCGGCGUUCCACUUGAAAACCACCCACGUACUAAGCGCCCCUUAACCGAGCGUGAUAUUGAGACUAUCAAGAAGGGACAGAAGAACUUCUUUAAGUACGCCAUGAAGCUUCAGUGCGAACAUAUGGAUCGUUUAGGCCUCCCACAUCCAAUUCCCAGGGAGCACCUAAUUGAUGAAGGUGAAGAUGAAGCUUCUGCCCCUGAAGACUUUUACCACUGGGACGAUGAAGGUUUCGAUGACUAG